ACGGUCCAGGAACGUCGCGCGCGAGCGUCACGGGCGCCGGCGACGUGUGACCGUGUUUCCUCGUGCGCAACUUCGAUGAUGAUGGAAAAUACCGAGACAGUCGCGUCUCUCAGAAAGAGAGCGGAACAAACGCUCCGAAUAAUAGACAGCAGCAGAUCCGAAAAUGACACGUCGAAGUUUAGGGCGCGUUCGUGGCGUAGCGCAGCCGGCGCGGGAGAGGCGAAAAGCGGCGCGCGGGAGAAGUGGAAAGCCGAGAAGAGAGAGCUGACGAAGGGAAGAAUCGGGGUCCACAACAAAAUCGCUUAAUCGCUUUGCGCCACCGUCCGCGACGGAGCACGGCCCCGUCCGUCGCCGCCACCACCACCGCCAUUGCAGUGCCCCCUAGUGUGCAUGCAUGCCCGACGCUUUCUCUCUCUCUCUUUUUCUCUCUCCUUUCCCCUUUCUCCCCCUUUCUCCUUUCCGCCGAUUCGCUGCGCCUCGAUCUCCGUCUUUCUCUCCUUCUCCCUCUCCCUUUCCCUCUCCCUUCCUCGCCUUCUCCGGUCUCUCCCGCUGUCUCUGUCUCCCCGUGAUUCGCUAUGCCACUUCGGACCGCGACGUUUUCACGGGCAAUCCGUGAGUGACAGCUGCCAGUGGCCAACGCGGUGCGUGCGUGUCUCUCGUAGAUUGGCACGGCCGAUACCGGCUGUGCGUGCGUGACAGUUGCGUGCGUGCGUGCGGGCGUGUGUGCGGGCGUGCGUGCGUGCGUACGUGCGUACGUGCGCGCCAAGUACGCUUGACGAGAAACCGUUCUCGUUUCGCGCCCUCACGUCGGUGUGUAUCAUCUGAUAUAUAACGAAAGUGUGUGCAUCAUCGACACCCUCUUGAAGGAUCUUGGAGUAACACGGGAUUGGCGAUUACCAGCGGUUCCCGGACCGUCGUUGCUGCUCCUGCUGCUGCUGCUGUCGCAAUUUGAUUUGUGGGUCAGGUCAUGGUGAGCGGCGGCAUGGCCGGGCAGCACUACUGCCUGCGCUGGAACAACUACCAGUCGAAUAUGACGUCGGUGUUCCAUCAGCUCCUGCAGACCGAGGCCUUCGUCGACGUCACCCUGGCAUGCAACGAGGCCUCGUUAAAGGCGCACAAGGUGGUGCUGUCGGCCUGUAGCUCCUACUUUCAGAAGCUUCUGCUGUCAAACCCCUGUAAACACCCGACGAUCAUCAUGCCACAGGACGUGUGCUUCAACGACCUCAAGUUCAUCAUCGAAUUCGUCUACCGCGGCGAGAUCGAUGUCUCGCAAGCGGAGCUUCAGUCGCUCUUGAAGACGGCCGACCAGCUGAAGAUCAAGGGCUUGUGCGAGGUGCCGGAGAACAGAGACGGUCCGCCACCCGUGAGCUUGAGCUCGCCUCCGAGGGAGUCCGGCACCCCGAGAUUGAACUACACAAAGCUGAAGAAGCAUCACCAACGGUAUAAGAGACCCAGAAUUGAGCGGCCCACGUUUGAGCCGCGUGCCACCGACCCGAGACAUUACGAUCGUUACAAAGAAGAAGAAGCCAACAACGAUUAUAGCCGCGAUAACAAAGAGAACCACCGGGACUGGCAGGCUGAAGAUGACGAGUGCACGGAGACAGCAACAGCAGCAGUAGCAUUGGAAACUUGCCAACGUAAUAAUAAUAAUAACAACAACGGUAACGGCACAAGUAACAACAACGGUGACAUGUUUUGUCACACAGGGCUAGGGCACUAUGGCCAUCAUCCGGAUCCCGGAGAGGUCGAUUUGCCCCCCGAGACUCAACCUACCCCUCCCAGCGCCACCCUGGUCGGCACUACCAUCACCCACUUGAGGGAUCCAGAUCAUCAUACAGAGAUUCAGAAUUGCGACAGCGUCAAAAUCAAGUUCGAGACGCUGCACACGAUGGACUCCUCGGACACGAUCGACAUAGACAGCCACAUGUCGGAUCGGGCGAGCGUUAGUUCGAAGAAUGCCGCCGACAGCGACAACAUGAUGAUGAUAACGCCGGAGCUGCUGGGACUGAUGCCGUCGGGAAGCUCCGGUCAGUCGGAUUCGGGCGAGAACAAUUCGAGGGGGCACAGCGGACAAUCCAGCUCGCAUCAUCACGGAUCGAAAUCGUGGACGCAGGAAGACAUGGACGCGGCUUUGGAGGCGUUGAGAAAUCACAACAUGAGCCUGACAAAAGCCUCGGCAACAUUUGGUAUUCCAUCGACGACUCUAUGGCAACGGGCGCAUCGAUUGGGCAUUGACACGCCGAAAAAGGACGGUCCCACGAAAUCUUGGAGCGACGAGAGCUUGAACAAUGCUUUAGAAGCGUUACGCACCGGUUCCAUUUCGGCUAACAAAGCGUCCAAAGCAUAUGGUAUACCUUCGAGUACAUUAUACAAGAUUGCGAGGAGAGAAGGCAUCAGACUGGCUGCGCCUUUCAACGCGAGUCCCACUACGUGGACGCCCGCCGAUCUGGAUCGCGCUCUAGAAGCAAUAAGGUCUGGUCAGACAUCCGUACAGAGAGCGUCGACGGAAUUCGGUAUACCCACGGGGACCCUGUAUGGAAGAUGCAAGCGGGAAGGAAUCGAGCUUAGCAGGAGCAAUCCCACACCGUGGAGCGAAGACGCUAUGACUGAAGCUCUCGAGGCCGUCAGAUUAGGGCACAUGAGCAUAAAUCAAGCAGCGAUCCAUUAUAAUCUGCCAUAUUCGUCACUGUAUGGGCGUUUCAAGAGAGGCAAAUACGAGGAACCCGUCGUCGGUGAUAUCUCGCAGGAUGGCACCAGUCCACAUUUCCAUCAGAGCCCCAACCAGAAUCACUCAUCCGCCCUUCCAGAUCAAAUGCCUUACCCGGGCAGCUGAAACUUACCUCUUUACUAGAGUAUUAAGUUAGCUUAAGCUCCGAACUUUUCGAUUCGUCGCGGCAGCUCCUCGAACAACUCUUGAAACAAACAGGUGCGGGAGGUAUUCUAAAAGAUUAGAGACCGAUCGGAGAGAAUGUCAUUACAAAAGCACAUUCACACAUACUACGAUAGCGAAGAGCAGAAUUUACCCGCAGUAUUAAAAGUGGAUCGCCGUUAAGCAAGCAUUACAUUGUAUGAUUAUAUGUACAUUGUAUGAUUUUUAUGUCGGAAUAAGACACGUAGAUUAUACUAAUUUAUAAGAGUUAUUUAUAAAAA
Messenger RNA from Pogonomyrmex barbatus (red harvester ant), 3150 nucleotides. RefSeq names its product pipsqueak (gene Psq). The record is from RefSeq and is a predicted model, not a curated record. Lineage: Eukaryota; Metazoa; Arthropoda; Insecta; Hymenoptera; Formicidae. Gene Ontology annotation, biological process: regulation of transcription by RNA polymerase II. Gene Ontology annotation, molecular function: DNA binding; protein binding. Gene Ontology annotation, cellular component: nucleus.